GCAGACUGUGGACUUUCUGUAAACAUCUGCAGUUAGUCAUUAACACUGGAUAAACAUCACAUCUGUCAUCCGCAACCCUUUCUUAAUUCUGAAUUUCUCAGCAGAGGCAGGGAUUUGGGAUUGCUCUUCGAUACCACUCACACAUUUACCAUCCAGCUCCUGAUUUGCGCACACCAUGAGUCGAACUUGGCUGUUGACCUGCUUUUUUGUACUAUGGUGUGUGACGGCAGAUUGCAGAUCAGUAUUUUACAGUGCACCACAGGCUCAUACACUUCUGCGCAUGAAACGGGCCAAUAGUAUGUUUGAGGAGAUCAGACCACCAUCAAAAGAACGUGAAUGUGUGGAAGAGAUCUGUGACUAUGAGGAGGCCAGGGAGAUCUUUCAGACUCCGGAAGCAACGUUGGAGUUUUGGACUGUGUACAAAGAUGGCAACCAGUGUAACCCCAACCUAUGUGUCAAUGGAACAUGCGUGGAUAAGUUCCAGUCCUUUGAAUGCUCCUGUAAUCCAGGUUUCGAGGGGAAAUACUGUGAUCAGCGUAAGGUUCUGGCCAGCACAGCCUCAAACUGCACAGUAGACAACGGCGAUUGUGACCAUGAAUGCAACUUGAGGUCUGAUGGAAUGGUCCGCACCUGCAGCUGUCUCCCAGGGUACAGUCUGCAUGAAAAUUCCAGAACUUGCAGUCCGUUAAAUGAGAACUCCUGCGGAAGAAUUCUCUUACACAAGUCAGUGUUCAACACAGGGCCUAUACAAGGACUGAUGCCAUGGCUGAUUGGAGGAGAAGUAGGGAGGAAGGGGGAGAGUCCUUGGCAGGCUCUUUUGCUCAAUUCAGAAGGGGUGUUUCACUGUGGUGCUGUUCUAAUUGACAAAAGCUGGGUCCUCACCGCUGCUCACUGUCUACAGAACCACAGGCGCUUCAGUGUCAGAUUAGGAGACUACGAGCGCUUUAGGCGCGAGGGAACAGAGGUCACUGUGGCUGUGGCAGACAUUAUAUCACACCCCAAUUACGACUCGAUGACUAUGGACAAUGACAUUGGACUCCUGCGUCUCGAAGCCCCAGUGAGAUACUCGACGUACAUUCUACCCGCCUGCUUGCCAAGUCGGGGGCUUGCCGAGGGGGUGCUGCACCGCAAUGGCACAGAGACCAUCAUCACAGGCUGGGGAAGGUUCAACGAGUCAACCAGACAAUUCAAGUCUGCCUUGAAUUACAUCAAAAUCCCUCUGGUUGACCGUGAACUGUGUCAGGAGAUGAUGAUGAACGACGUGUCUGAGAAUGUACUGUGUGCUGGUGUGUUGGGUGAAACACAGGAUGCCUGUGAAGGAGACAGUGGUGGGCCAAUGAUGGUGGAGUAUCGUAAAACCUGGUUUCUGAUUGGCUUGGUGUCAUGGGGGGAGGGAUGUGGUCACAAAGACAAACUGGGCAUUUACACCAAAGUGUCAAACUACCUGGAAUGGAUAGAUAAAGUGCGACAACAGUAUGAGCAAGCAUGAUGUUGCUUUUUUUCUUGUGCUGUCUGACCUCAAACUCAAAAUGUGCUAAAAACUAGACACCUGCUUGAAAAUAAAUGUACUUAAGUAUGUGCAUUUUAGACGCGACUCUAUAUUAAAACUAGCCUAUACAACAAA
Messenger RNA from Engraulis encrasicolus (European anchovy), 1624 nucleotides. RefSeq names its product protein C (inactivator of coagulation factors Va and VIIIa), a (gene proca). The record is from RefSeq and is a predicted model, not a curated record. The transcript is spliced from 10 exons. Gene Ontology annotation, cellular component: extracellular region. Lineage: Eukaryota; Metazoa; Chordata; Actinopteri; Clupeiformes; Engraulidae. The coding region runs from base 176 to 1489 and encodes 437 amino acids. Gene Ontology annotation, molecular function: calcium ion binding; serine-type endopeptidase activity. Gene Ontology annotation, biological process: proteolysis; blood coagulation.